AUGGAGCUUAAAAACGUCCUUAUCACGGGUGGCUGUGGCUUCGUCGGUUCAGCGAUCGCCAGGGCCGUAGUGGAGAAGUACCCAAAAUGCCGCAUUACCGUCAUAGAUAUAACGCCGCCAGGCCCAAUCCAUAAAGUGCCGUCGCAAGCUGAAUUCAUCAAAGUAGACGUGACAUCUGCAGCCCACGUUGACAAGGUACUGCAUCAGGCUCAGCCCAACGUCGUCAUCCACACAGCAGGUAUCGUGCCCGGUCUUGCAGAGCGCUUUGGGCGACGACUCCAGAGUGCGGUGUGGAAGCUGAAUGUUGACGGAACAAGGAUUAUAUUGGAGGCUGCGAAGCACUCUGGUGUCAAAGCUUUUGUCUUCACGAGUAGUUGUUGCGUGACAAUAGAUGAUAUGCGCCUGCCGUACAGAAACAUUAGCGAAGAGUGGCCCACAUCGCAGACAUCGCUGAUAUAUGGCGAAUCAAAGGCAGCUGCGGAGAAACUAGUGCUCGAGGCUUGUUGCGCCGAAAUGGUUACAUGCUCACUAAGACCGUCAGUGUUGACGGGGCCCGGUGACUACCAGCUGCUGCCGGCAAUCCAUGCGUGUAUUGCGAAAUGGGAGACACCGUGGGUACUAGGUGAUGGCCUCAAUUACUGGGACGUAACCCUGGUACAGAAUAUUGCCGAUGCACAUGUCCUUGCUGCCGAAAACCUACUUUCGACCAGAACCGCGGCAGGCGAGGCCUUUUUCAUUCAGAAUAACGAACCCAUCACAUUCCGAGAUUUCUGCCUCGCGAUCUGGGCGCAUUUCGGCCAUAUACCACCCUUUACCGUGCACGUCCCCGAGUCCUUGGCUUGGAUGGCUGGUCUAAUGUCUGAAUGCUACACCUGGUUCUCUGGCACUGAAACUACCCUCAGCAGGGGAAGCGUGAAGGAUGCAUGCCAUAUGAGGUAUGCAAGUGGCGAUAAGGCGAAGCGUAUACUGGGCUAUGAAGCUCGAAUUGGCCUUGAGGAGGGCAUUCGGCUUAGUUGCGAGGAUUAUGCCCGUCGACUGGGCAUCAAAUUACCCGAGAAACCCAGCCUAAAAGCCAAGGCAUCAUAG
Talaromyces proteolyticus is the source of this 1086-nucleotide messenger RNA. RefSeq lists its product as uncharacterized. The transcript is spliced from 3 exons. Bases 1 to 1086 code for a protein of 361 amino acids. The record is from RefSeq and is a predicted model, not a curated record. Gene Ontology annotation, biological process: steroid biosynthetic process. NCBI's taxonomy places the organism in Eukaryota, Fungi, Ascomycota, Eurotiomycetes, Eurotiales, Trichocomaceae. Gene Ontology annotation, molecular function: 3-beta-hydroxy-Delta5-steroid dehydrogenase (NAD+) activity.